Ectocarpus siliculosus is the source of this 1092-nucleotide messenger RNA. The record is from the annotation of a GenBank genome assembly. Lineage: Eukaryota; Phaeophyceae; Ectocarpales; Ectocarpaceae.
AUGCGUUUCUUGAAUAAGGCGGUGGAAGAGCAUCUAAAGGUAUGGGGAUUCACAGCGAACGAACUGGCCCUCCAACCAACUGAUUUUCCUACAUCGUUGAGCCCACCGAACCCUGCAAGACCGAACGUCGGCGAGCAGCUCUCCAACCAGGCACAGGAGCUAGAGGAGGAGGUGAAGGAGGAGGAGGAGGAAGAAGACGAGGAAGAGGCCGGAUCAAGGGCGAUCGGGCACAGCAACUUCAAGCGAAAAAGACAGAAACACCCCCAACCUGGAGGAGGCGCCGGUCCGGCGGUACCUACGGCUAGGCACGCAGGCCACCCGGACAACCAGGGCGGCUCCGCGGGCGGUGUUCACCCCGAGGCGACGAGACACCGGGGCGGUGGAGACGCUGCUGGCGCACUCUCGCUCCCAGACGCGACCGCCGCCCCUUCGGGGCUCGACGACAACAUGGGUCGUCCCGUGCGCGAGGUGGACGGCAGAGACAUCCAGGCGACCGCCGGCGCCUCUUCCCGAGCCGGCAACUCGGACCCGCUGAGGAACGCCCGCCUACUACCCCCUUCGCCGGCACCAUCACCGCCUCCCCCGGCACCGGCAGCCCUUCCCCCGGCACCGGCCGGCGAGCCCAACAUUUUGCAGCCCCCGGACCCAGCUCCGCAGCGGCAGGCGCCCUUCCCUCCUCCUGCCGCGCCGGAGGCCCGCUACUCUCUUUCCUGGGACGAUCUACUAGGCGCGGUGGACGACGACGACGAACCCCAUGCCCAGGCCGUGCCUUGGGCGGGUGUUAUCGGUGCCCCACUCAUGCCUGCGGGCCCUGCACCGUCACGGUUCGACUUGUCGGAGGUUGGACCCCUGAAUUUUGCAGAAUCACCGGUUGAAGGCUAUGGAGGUCACCAAGAAGGCGGGAAUGGAGGUGAAGAAGGAGUACCGGCUGAAGCCGCCGAGGGCGACAGUCAUGAGCAACAAGGCGGGAAUGACGGAGAGGCGGCGGCACCGGAUGCCGCGCCCGUACCCCCUGUAGAGCCUGCACGCCGUAUCGGUUCUAGGAUGAGGCGGCCAAGCCGAAGGCUGGUAGAAUCUCUCGCCCAAGCUUGA